Branchiostoma floridae (Florida lancelet) is the source of this 1546-nucleotide messenger RNA. RefSeq lists its product as uncharacterized. The record is from RefSeq and is a predicted model, not a curated record. Bases 34 to 651 code for a protein of 205 amino acids. NCBI's taxonomy places the organism in Eukaryota, Metazoa, Chordata, Leptocardii, Amphioxiformes, Branchiostomatidae. The transcript is spliced from 2 exons.
GAGCUCGAGACGGAGAGGCCAGACUCGAGAAAGAUGCGCGCUACCGCAACCUUGCCACUUUUUCUGGUGUUCCUUGUCACUUUGUGGAAGGAUGUCAACAGCAGACCAGCAAAAGUCAAAAUCUACGAUCUGCUGUAUGAAGACGCUCCGCUGUGGGAAGCCAGCAGUGCUGAGACGACAUUUCCAGACUACGGCUCCGGGUCUACCGAGGUAGAUUCCAACAUCGACCUCGUGGAUGAGGCAAAGAACGACGAGAGCAGCUUCGACCUCUCGGAAAACGACUUCAGUGCCUCCGCCCGACAUCGCAGAGUGCGACGCUCGCUUAUCGGGAGGUACAAGUCUCACUGCCGCCGCCGCCAUGGCAGUAACGGGUCCGGACAGUACGAUCGCUUUCGGUCGACUGGAGGGAAAACCGGUCAGCAGGCGAGGAGAAAAGCCCGGACGCCAUCCGAGGGUUACAACAACGGGGGCCAUCCUGUGGUCGUGCAAACCAAGCGGGACCCCAAGUGCAGGAGCCGCUGGUGCAGCAUGGCGUACUUCCUGAGGAAGGUCAAGGCGUACGGAUUCUGGAAGAAAAACCACGGGCAGGCCAAGAGUCGCGCUAAGAACAUGGACUUUAUCGACUGGAACACUCUAGAGGCAAUGCCGUAGAUUUCCUUUGUGGUCCUGAAAUUUAGGACCGGUAGGCUAUCAUUUCUCAGAUCAUUUGAAGUGUCACUCGUGCCGUGAGUAUCGGAUAUUUUUCCCAUCUCUUCAUAUAUAUCAUUCGACUUCCCACUAUGAAUUGAUUGGGUAAAGUUCUUGUUGCUUUAUCAAUUCAUGUGGGUUACAAUGGCAGUUUUGGCCAGUUACUAAACAAUCGACAAACAUUUCUGUAUAUUAUAUUGUGUUUUUCAACAUGGAAACAGAAACGCUGCAAUGUUAGUCAGACUCAGACGAUUGUUACUCAGUCAUCUCGCUUUUAAGCUUACGUCACAUUUCCAAACCGGGCCCGACCGGGUAGCUUUCAGCAGCAAAAUGUAUAAGAAAAAGGGGUAAAGAGAAAAGUCGUGGGCAUUAUUUUUGCAUAUUUUUACGUGUAGAUUUCUAUUUUCCGUUUCCACAAACUGGCCGGCCGGACCCUGGUUUGGAAAUGUAACGUUAGCCUUACUGAAUUGUCUGUACGUAGCUGGAUGGUGAUCUUGACGUGUUCUUUAUGAGUUCUGUAUCAGAACAAGAUGAAAUAGUGUAGGCACUGUUUGUGGCAAUUUAUUAGAUUAUUUCGCAGAGCUUAUUUGUGAAUCAUGCUACAAUUGACAUUCCUCUCAGGUAAAUAUGAACAAAGACCUUCAGUCAUUAUCGUAAAUCUUUAGUUUGAUAAUAGUAAGCAUAUUAGUAACGAAGAAUGGUCCGAUUAUUUGCACAUGUGCUAAAGAGACGAAAAGACUGCUGGCAGUCUUUUCUGUACUUGCAUUUGUAUUUAUUAUUGAGAACAAAUAUUUGUAUUUGCAUUUGUAUUGUUGAGAAUACUUAUUGUGUGCAGUCAUGUGAGAGUAUUAAAUAUGAA